CUACUCUACCGGCGGCGCCUCGAUAACGUCGCACGCCAAACCCUUUCUACCUUCCUCCUUACCUCGGGAAGGGUCUGGUCAUUGGAGCUAAUGCCGACCCAUGGUUGUCUUGGGUGUUGUGUCACUUCCCGGACCGCAAGACAGGACAAGUCCGUGACGCCGGCCAAUGCUCCGGUCCAGAGUCUACAUUUACGUUCUCUUUUUUUUUUUUUUUUUUUUUUUAACUUCGACUUGUAUGUAUUCCGCGAGAUCUACCUCACGUCCAUAUCACGGAUCCGAUCGUUGGAGCCUUUUUUUAUUUCCUUUUUUUCUUUUCUCGUUCACUUGUUACGACUCAAAUCUAUCUCUUUUUUCUUCGAACAGCGCGGAGUUGGGAAUCAAUGGAGGUUUUUUUUUACAACAUGGACGAUGUUGCUCGUUGGAGCAAAAUGUUGCUGGCGCAGCGGGCGUACAUUCAGACAGGAAAAAGCGGCACGAUCGAUUUCUUCCUCCGUUUCACUUCAUUGGCCUUUUCUUCUUCUUUUCGUCUUCUAUAUUCUCUUUCCACCGGGGGGGACAUAUACCAUUAUUUCUAAUGGCGAACUUUGGUCGGGGAAGCCAAACUGCACUGGUUGCCCCGUUUGAGUGGCCCGCCUCCUAGAUGCGGGGAUCUUUUCUUCUUCUUUCCAGGCAAGGGGAGAACAUCGAAGAACAAUAUCAAACACAAUAGAAUGGAAAGCGUGGGUGGGAAGGCGUGAUACCAAGCGAUGGGG
Molecule: messenger RNA, 752 nt
Organism: Sodiomyces alkalinus F11
Lineage: Eukaryota; Fungi; Ascomycota; Sordariomycetes; Glomerellales; Plectosphaerellaceae
Exons: 2
Coding region: 167-640 (157 amino acids)
Source: RefSeq, a predicted model, not a curated record